Messenger RNA from Ostreobium quekettii, 1257 nucleotides. The record is from the annotation of a GenBank genome assembly. NCBI's taxonomy places the organism in Eukaryota, Viridiplantae, Chlorophyta, Ulvophyceae, Bryopsidales, Ostreobiaceae.
AUGGGCAGGAGGCUGAGGGCGCUGGGCAAUUGGGUGUUGUGCGGCUGGGGGGCCUCGAAUGUUGACAAGCCGAAUGCGGACAAUAAGGACGCCAAGAUGCAGGACGUGGUACCUGAUGCGCUGGUGACGACGACGCUGCCGAGGCUGCCGGCGGGGCCGCCGGAGGACGUGGAGGCCCGCAUGCUGAAGUCGCCCAAGCGGAAAAAGGGCAGAGUGAAGGACUAUUAUCAUCUGGGGAGGACACUGGGGACUGGAGGUUUUGCUGCUGUGAUGCUGGCCACUGAGAAAAGUACUGGGCAAAAGUAUGCCUGCAAGAUUAUGUCACUGCCUGGGAAGGAUGCCCUGCUGGACGAUGAAACGAUGUCAAGGGAAGAGGUAUUGAAGGAAGUGGAGAUUGUGAGCAAGACCCACCACCACAACAUUCUGGCCCUGAAGGAGUUCUUUCUGAGCAAGACGAAGGUUUACCUGAUCACCGAGUUGCUGGAGGGUGGCCAGUUGCUGGAUGCCCUGCUUGCACGUACGGAUCGCCAUUACACAGAGGCAGAUGCCAAAAUUGUGGUGAAACAACUGCUGGAAGGCUUGCACUACUUGCACGAGAGGAAUGUGAUACACAGAGACCUGAAGCUGGAGAAUCUCAUGCUUGUGCAACCCGACAACAUUCACGAAAUCAAGAUCGUUGACUUUGGCUUGGCAAGACACACAAUUAGCUCGAUGGCCACCGUUUGUGGCACACCGCAGUAUGUUGCCCCAGAGGUUAUCACACGGGACGUGAAGGACUACGGGAAGACUGUAGACAUGUGGGGAGUCGGUGUCAUCUUGUACAUUUUAUUGUCGGGGUCUCCACCUUUCUGGGACCAGAACGAGAUGGUGAUGUACUCAAAGAUAAAAGCAGGAGACUUCAGCUUGGAGGACAAGGUGUGGAAAAAAGUCUCCUCAAGUGCCAAGGAUUUAGUCCAGAAGCUCUUGACUGUGGACCCCAACAAUCGGCUGACAGUGGGCGGCGCCCUGAAGCACAAGUGGAUCACGGACUCGGUGUCCAGCACGCCUUUGGACGACGCCCGCAAGAACAUGGAAGACAAAAGCCCCAUGUUCAAGCUGCGGCAGGCUGGUGCGGCAGUGGUCAUGCUGAACAGGAUGCAGAAGGAGCAGGAGGAGCUCGUGCGCUCAGUUGAGGAGGAGGAUGACGCAGACAUCGAGGAAUCCGAAGCGGAAGGGAAUGGGUCACCUGGCAAACCAGUAAACGGGACGCCCUCGUAG